AUGGACCCGAGCACCAUGCAUACACUGGCCGAUGUCCUGGCGGUCGCAAAGAUACAUCCGUUCUAUUCAGAUGCAACAUACCCGCCAGGAGAUGAAGCUGUUCGCGCGGCCGGAAAGAAGGCUUCUGCGGAGAGCAGUGAAGCCAAAUAUCCAGGCAGAAGCUUGAUCAAGCCGUUAUUCAACCUGCUUCCCUUUGGAGGUCGGGAGAGGCCUGAGCAAGUCGGUCUGAAGGCACAUCCUCUCCUUCAUAAGAAAGACCUAUACAAGGUCAUUGAGAGACUGGUCAAUGAUACCAGUCCGGAGAACACGUACCGUCACAAUGUAUACACAAGUGUGACAGGUGGUGGAAGUACUCUGUCAGUGCCAUUGUUCUUUGCGACUAAUGCUCUAGAGAACCGUCAGCAAAGAACUUACUUCGGGGAGUUCUUAAAGAACAUCGGUCUUAUUGAGCGUGGCGACUGGGUUUUAUCGACUCAUCAUGGAGGCAAUCUUUACAGAUCCCUCGACUUGACGUGCGAGAUUAUGGAGAACGCCGGCGCUUCCGUGCUCGCUGCUGGGAACGUUGCUCCUAGUCGUGCGGUGCAUUGGCUACAGGAGUUUUCUGCAAAUGUCCUCACAGGUGACGGGAGUCAAAUCGUUGCAGUGGUCCAUCAUAUCUCAACUCUGAAAGAGGGCAGAGAAAAGAUCAAACUCAACAAAAUUAUCUACACUUCGGAAGGACUCACAGUCGCACAAAGAGCGCAUAUCCUUGAAGUUCUGGGACCAGUCAAGAUCUGCUCUAUCCUAGGCAGUGCAGAGGCUGGACCAUACGGAGCGAACACUCCUGAGCUUACUCCUACUGAGCCGGGUGCCGCAUACAGCGACUUUCUAUUUGACAUUCGCAUGAUUCUUAUUGAGAUCCUGCCGCUUGACUACGACGAGAUUCAGAGUGAUACAGCUCCAGAGACUCUUCCUGAGGGAGAAACAGGCGUGAUUGCACAAACUGUUCUCGCGCGCUUACGAAACCCUGUCGUUCGUUAUAUAACCGGCGAUGUAGGUUCCAUUCAUCCUCUCCCCAAAGGAUGCCAGUCGCGGAUUCCCCAGAAUGACCAACCCUACUUCCGCAUCCUUCGCCUUCACGGCCGCGACCAGCGCUUCAGCUUCAGUUGGGAUGGCUUCGAUACUAGGUUUGACACCCUGGCUACCAUACUGUCAAAGGAGGAAUACGGUGUUCUUCAAUGGCAGGUUAUCUUGGAAAAGAUGGAGCCAUCCAUGGAGGUCUUCCUCGAAAUUCGGGUACUUUGUAAAGAUGAUGCGGGAUCUGGAUCUCGAGAGGCUUUAAUUGCCCGCAUGAAGACGCUUUUUGACAAUAACCCUGUUAAUCAGCACAGAUUUAAGGUGGCUUUUAUUGAAGGGAUUGACGGAUUUGAGUUGAGUAAGACGGGACAGAAGGUUAUCAAAUUUGUUGAUAGAUCUGCCUAA
This is a messenger RNA of Fusarium coffeatum, 1461 nucleotides long. RefSeq lists its product as uncharacterized. The record is from RefSeq and is a predicted model, not a curated record. The transcript is spliced from 4 exons. NCBI's taxonomy places the organism in Eukaryota, Fungi, Ascomycota, Sordariomycetes, Hypocreales, Nectriaceae. The coding region runs from base 1 to 1461 and encodes 486 amino acids.